Molecule: messenger RNA, 354 nt
Organism: Symbiodinium pilosum
Lineage: Eukaryota; Dinophyceae; Suessiales; Symbiodiniaceae
Source: the annotation of a GenBank genome assembly
GAAAACGCCUCCUUCACGGAAGUUUUGCUGAAUCCUCCAUUGCCCGGGGGCUCCUGGGCCUUCGCCUUGGCAAUCCCGCUCCCCGACGCAUCGGAGAACCCUCGCUUCCGCGUCGAGGUCUUCACCACCGAGAGGAGUUUGGUGGAUGCUGCCACAUCCUUGGCCGCCCCGGAUCUGCUAAGCCCGGAAGUGUGGCCAGUGGUCGCUCCGGAACUGAUCUUGCGCAGUCGCGAUGCAGCUUCAACACGGCUGGUCCUGGAGGUUGCUUUCCGCUUCGAACAGAUGAUGACAGUUGAGACUGGUAUCAUCGAAGCCCUCCGUUUGCUGCCACCUACCGGUGUACAGUAUGACGAG